UUAAGGCCGCCAUGUUUUCCCGUUAAGUCGAGCCAGUGACAUUUUUUCUAUGUAAGCCUUGGCCUGCAUAAAUUAUGUUCAUGACGUAGUGCAAAAUGCCAAAAUUGUAUUAAUUUUGCGGGACUUUUUUGCUGAUAUCGACUCAGUGCUUUGUCCUCAGGUGUUUAGACUUCACCUGAGCAAUAGUUGACGAAGAUCGUGAUUAAAUAUUUAGGAAAGGAGGUUCUUCGCGCUGCGACCCUCCUUAUCAAUGCAAAUACCUCUUUUGUGUGCAGCCAUAGCGCCUGUCUGGAAGCUGUGAGGUGAAUUUUUAAUUAUGUGUGUCUACAUGAAACUGUGCCAAAGCUGUCCGAAAGAGGAGAAUCUACGAUAUUAACCGACAUUCUGAAGAUCCUCACAGGUGCUGAGGGCUUGGUCCUCACUCAAAAUGCUGAGCCAGUGAGAUUCAACGGGGUGACCCAGUUCUGAAGCAUGGACUCCGAGGAGCUCUCGGCUAAUAAACCACCCCUCACCGUUAACGAACAGCCAUUAGGUUCCUGCACUGUGCAAUUCUCUGCUCAUGACGACCAGGUCAUUGUGAUGUCUGGCCAUGAGACGAUCCGUGUCCUCGAGGUGGAGGUUGACAGUUCCCUAACGUCCUCGGAUAGGAAGGCAUUGGCGGAGGUCGAGGAGGGGGGUAAGCUGACCUCAGAGGGAAGGGCUCAGAGCAGUCCCACUGAAGCCAAUAAGACAAAGACUGGAGCAUUGGGAGAGGCGGUGGUGUCUGCAGAGGUUUCAACGCCUGCUGCUCAGAUUCUGUCUGGCCAUGAAGCAGUCAGUGUGUCUGUCCAUCAGCCACAGACCACUCUACCCAUCACUGUCCAGGCCUGUCCCCAGGUGCUGACACAGGAAGGCUUGGCCACCCUAAUGACAAGCAUGAUGGCCCCACAUGGCUCCCUGGGGCAGCCUCUGCUCAUCCCCUUCAGCAUGGGCAACUCUGUGACGGGGCAGGGAGGCAUGGCACUGCUCACCUUUCCCACAGCCACCGUGGCCACCCUGCCCGGCCUUGCUGCAGCCAGCUCAGCCGGGGGCCUCCUGAAGCUGCCAUUCGCUGGCCUGCAGGCUGCCACCAUGCUAAAUUCAGUCCAGCCGCAGCUGCAGAUGCCUGCACAGACGCUCUUCGCCCCCCAGACCUUGCAGUCGAUGCAGGCCGCAGUUCAGACAUGCACACAGAGCACGCCGACCACCGCAGCGCAGAUUGCUACAGCAACGACGGCCGCCACUCCCAAGGUCUCUGAGCCGAGCGCAUGUGUGGCGACGCUGCAGACGGCCGGGCUCUCAUUAAACCCCGCCAUAUUCAGUGCAGCCUCUCUGGGUGCCCAGCCACAAUUUAUCAGCUCCCUGACUACAACUCCCAUCUUCACCAGUGCCAUGCCCAAUAUGGCUGGACUCACCAGUCACCAGAUCAUCACCAAUGCCCAAGGACAGGUGAUUGGCACCUUACCCCUGAUGUUGAAUCCUGCCUCCCUGGCCGGUGGUGCCACCACACAAGCUUUGUCCACGCAGGGCCUCCAGCUGCAGACGAUGGCCCCUCAGCUGCUGCUCAACGCACAGGGCCAGAUCAUCGCCACCAUCGGCAAUGGCCCUGCCCAGGUGCCCACCUCCUCCGCUGUCCUACCUAAGGCCGCGACAGCUCUGACUCUCACCAAGCCAGCCUCCCAGGGUCCUGUGGUGACAGUGGCCCAGUCCCCUGUCGUCAUCGCUCCACAGCCCUCUGUGGUGAAACCAGCACCCCCUUCACUGGCGUCCGCAGUACCCUUGGCCUGCGGAGAGGCACCCACCGUCGGGCAGCUUGUCAGCAAGCCUCAGCAGGGUGGUACGGAUGAAGAGUGCAUAAACCUUGAGGAGAUCCGUGAAUUUGCGAAGACUUUCAAGAUCCGCCGGCUCUCGCUGGGCCUCACACAGACGCAGGUGGGCCAGGCACUCACGGCCACAGAGGGUCCCGCCUACAGCCAGUCUGCCAUCUGCAGGUUUGAGAAGCUGGACAUCACCCCCAAGAGUGCCCAGAAGUUGAAGCCAGUCCUGGAGCGCUGGCUGGCCGAGGCCGAGCUCUGGAACCAGAAGGGCCAGCAGAACCUGAUGGAGUUUGUGGGUGGAGAACCGUCCAAGAAGCGCAAGCGGCGCACCAGCUUCACGCCGCAGGCCAUCGAGGUGCUCAACUCCUACUUCGAGAAGAACGCGCUGCCCACGGGCCAGGAGAUCACGCAGAUCGCCAAGGAGCUCAACUAUGACCGCGAGGUGGUGCGCGUCUGGUUCUGCAACCGCCGGCAGACGCUCAAGAACACCAGCAAAAUUAAUGUCUUUCAGGUGCAGCAGCAGCAGCAGCAGUUACAACAGCAGCAACAGCAAAAGCAUUGAGAGGAGCUGCUCGCGAUUGGCUGUUCAGCAGUGCAAUAGUGGGACAGACAGAGGGGAGGAGGGUGUAGUGGGGUUGGGGUUUGGGCCGCAGGGAGAGUUACAGGAGAUGGGACAAGAGAACAGCAUGAAGGAAUAAGGAAAUAUUUUUAAUACUGCAAAGUGAAAGGCACUUUUUGGGGGAAAGAUGAAGGCAGUCUAAUAAACGCACAGAGAAAAUGAACGCAGUUGAAACACAAGGAUGAAGCCUGUGAGACACGAUGCUAGAUGUUGGCAACUCGACGCUCACCUGUCUCUUCACCUUUUUUAUACUAAAGAAUAGUCGGAACUCUCUAUACCCACCACAUUCUUUUUGUGGUUUUUUCGAAAUAUACUGAAACAAACCCUCAUGUGUCAUUGGAGGAAGUACAGUUGAUUUCAUAUUGGAAGCUCAGUAUCACAAACAGUACAUUAUGAGUAAGCCUUUAUGUGGCCUCAGCUAGAGGUCCUUCAUCAGCCACUGAGGAUAUGUUCUUGGCGUUCUUUCCCCGCCAUCUUGUUGUUGCAAUUUGCCCCAGAAAGAUGGUGGGUGUCCUAUGUAAGCUACACUCCCAAAAGACUCCAGGUCUGUGCACAGCCACAGAGUCUCUGGCCUCGUCCAUUUUUCUUUUCAGUCAACCCCUUAGAGGUACGUAUCAUCUGUUCUCUCUUCAACUUUAUAUGUGUUUUGUAUGAGGUGUUGGGUUUGUGGGUGUGUGUGUGUGUGUGUGUGUUUGUUUUGUCACAUUUGACAAUCACACUGUUUUCAAGUCAGAGAAAUGCAUGCCCGUUGUUUCCAGUUGUGAAAUUUUCUGUUUGCCAAGAAUUUCUGAAUGUGUUUUUAACCACAAAACCAGUGGUACAUGCCUAUUGUUCUAAAUAGAGAGCCAGAGUCAUACACAUACAAUUAUUGUAAACAGUUUCUGUUAGUGGAUAUGUUUAGUGUGGUUUUCAUUCUGCCUAGGUUAGGCAGGGAUAAGAGAUUCUGCUGGAAUACAUAAACAUAAUGACAACCUGUCAAGGCCAUUUUGGGAAUUAAUUUCAGUAACUCCUUAUCAGAAACCAAUGUUCUCCAAUGCAACAUUGAAUUCUAAAAUAUUAUAUUGUGAAUAGAGCGACUGAUAUAAAUUCUGUAUGUUUACAUUAAUAUUUUGCUUUCAUUAAUAAUAACAUUUCAAUAUAAUUGAAAACAUUUCUAUUGUUAUUAUCAUUAAAUAAUAACUUUUAAUUGUCCUUGUAAAGUUUUUAUUUUGAGUGAUGGAUGGGUUCUAAGAACAUGUAUUCAUAACACAGUUCCUGACCAGUUUGGAGCAGGGUAAUGUAUGUUCUGAAGAUACUUUACUUUUAUACUGAUAGUGAAGUGGCUGCAAAAAGAUUUGCAGAAUAAUACGAGACAAAUUUCCCAAAUUAGCUCUGCUCUCAGAUGAUUUUCUGUAAACUGAAUGGGUUUUUGGGCAAGUGUGUUAAGGAAACAGAAGAACUGAAGUUUGCUAUGUAAAUAUUCAGACUCAACAUGCUAAUACUACACCUCCCCUUACAGGUUGACAUCAUUACUAUAUAGAGUUGAGAGGUCUCUGUUACACUAUGGGGUUUGAACAAUUAUUGUUGUUGCUACCAGAGUUUAUAACCUCGGUAAGAUUAUAUCCAGUCAGGCCAUUUAUAUAACACAGUAGCAGUAUUUUGGAUUUAUACAGUUUUUUUUAUUAAAUGCUUUACAGAUUAACACAAACAUUGAGACAAAGGAAAAAAUUAACUUUGAGAGAAGGGAAGAAAUUUUGACACAGAAAUUGUAAUCGCCUUGCCAAAGAACAUUAACAUUUCACAAACAGAGGAGCCAACUUCAAUACAAUCAUAUCAAUGGAAACCGACCCUAAUUAAAAGCAACAGUACAUAAUAAAUGGUGUCGCGUGUCCAUUGUGAGUGAUGGAGAAUUUACAGCAGACAACACAGAGGCAUAUGGCACAAAUGUGGCUCUUAAAAAGCUAAGCUGCUGUCAAAACUGAUUCUUACAUUGCUGAUAUGGGCUUGGCCAUGAUGAAUGAAAAAUUUAGGUAAACCAGCACUGUCUGUAUGUUUUUAUUUUGAAUGACAGGAACCAGUUUACUUAAAGAUUUCCCAUAGACAUCAAGUGCUAAGGAUGUAGGCAUGCUGAUGGAGGUAAAUGUUAUUUUUACACAAUAUCCUGGCUAGUGAAGGCUUGCUGUGAGCACAGAAUGACGAAAUGUUCAGGGCUUAAACACAAAUGAACCCAGCAUUACAAAAAAACCUUUUUUGGUUUUGGUAAGGUUUUUACUCCUUACAACGCAAUACAAUAUUGCUACGUUGGAAGUACAGCUUUUGCCAUUAGACAUGCCAACAGCCAUUUGAUGAGAUAUGCAUUGGUAUCUUUAUUGAAAUGAAUUGUAAAUUGAACCUCCCAUUCACUCUAGAAAAACAACACUGAUUAAGUACGGUUUAAUAAUUACUCUCAAGUGACUUUCAAGUAAUGGGAAGUUUGAUAUAUGAUUUUAAUUAGCUGCCCAUUUAUUAAAAACUGGAUAUUCACAAUAGCACUAUAACACGGUUCAAAAUGGUUACUCAGUAUUGUUUUCCCCCCAUUAAUACAUUCACCAUGUUCAAACUAAUGGAAUGCUUAUGAAUUUCUCAACUAAGCUUUGUUCUUUUUACAAGAGUGUGACACAUUCCAUGCAACUUAAAUUUCUUGUACAAAGUUAUAUUUAGUCUUAAAAUUUUAAGAUGCUUUUUGAAACUAUAGGAUAUGUGCUAAAUGUACCAAAAUGGAAAGGCCCUCCUUUUAUCCAUCACAGCCAUUUGACAUUGGGGACUGCAAAUAAAUCUGAUGUCAGCUUUACAAUUCCUUGACAUUUUGUAGGAAAUUAAGCACAAUGUUUGUAGAUCUUACAGGUCAAUCAAACUCAUCUUUUUAUUGUCCACAAGUAUAGUGCAUAAAGCUCUGGCAGUCAUGUAAAAUGUUUAGCCAUGUCACAUGUCCUUUUCAGGUUUUGUUUUCCUACAUUUUAUAUUGUGCUUCUCAAAACUUUUGAUGGAAAAAAAUAAAUACAUAAAAUAAAUUGGUCAUAGGCAUAGGGAAAAAAUCCGCUGGUAGGACCUGUGCUGUAAAAAUGCCCUUUGCUAGCUUCAAAAUAAGAUCAAGCAGGUAGAAAGCCAUGGGCAUGUUACUGCUCUCUAUUCGUCAUCUACUGUUACUGCUCUCUAUUAAUCAUCUACUGUUUCUGCUUCUGUUCCAGUUCUUCUGUUCUAAUUUAACAAGAUUUAAUAACUUCUCAUUUAUCUGCCUUUAAAAGGAAUGGUAGCCUAUGUGGUAAAUUACAUUUCUCAGGCUGUUUCCUUUUUUUUUAAAUGCCUUUACUCUGUAAAACCUAAUUCUGUGAUCAAACUAUUUGGUUUAAUAUAAACCCCCCAGAUUAUUGGAUUUAAGACCCUUAAUCUUACAUGCACAACAAUCUGGUCUCUCUCUCUCUCUCUGUCUUUCUCCAAACCAUCUCCACCAUUUCAAAGCUCCACAGGCUUUAAUGACAUUCUGUAUGCUUGUUCUUAAACAGAUACCAUGGCAAGUUAACUGCAUUCUCAUGUUAUUGAUAAAUAGCCUACAUAUUUUCUAUUCAUACAGUAUUUUAAAUGGAUACAUCAUCCCUUAUCGUGAGUAAUGUCUGUGUCACACAUGGAUGCCAGGGUUGCAUCCAUGGGAGGGCCUGCACCGUAACAUCUUGAAGAACAGGGUCAAUGCUAUAUGUCAGACAUAUGGACCCUAACUCAAGCACACGUGGAUUCUUGAGUUUCAAUACAGUCCAUAUAGGCAUUAUGCAACAGAAAUACUAUUACACCCAAAAGAAUGGGCGUAUCUUUUCAUAUUCACAUUUGUGCAGUGCAUCCCACAACAUUUUCCUGAUGGGCUGUACAAUCGGCUGUACAACAGUAUAAAGAUCCCAAUACAUAAUCAAUGUGUGAAAUGCCUAGAAUCGUCACAUCGUCACGUCACAUCCGAUAAUUUGAGGGGUGCACUUAAAGCAAGGGAGUUUCUGGUCAAGGUUUUUUUUUCAUUCAAUUUGUGCAGGUUUUCAGAUACUCUGUAUUCAUUUGCUUUGCUGCUGUCUUAAACAAUGUGCUAAAGAGAAGGUGGUGCUACAACUUUAAGGCAGUGCAGACACUGCAUUUAUCUUAAAAGCUCUAUAAAAUGACAAAUUUCUACUAGAUUACUUACAAUGCGUGCCAUCAUGAAAUCAAGAGUGUGAUAAUUGAGAUAUGAAGAUAACUUUAUAAAUGUAAAAUAAAACUUACAUUUUUCAUUCAUAAAUGUCAAUGUUGGGGUUUAACAACAAAAAUGCCAUUCUAUAAGCUUUUAUGUAGCGAUUUUGAGUAUGAGCCUCACUGCUGUGUGUGCCAGGUCUUAACAGUCUUUCGUGUAUGAAAUUGAAUGAUACGUAUUGUUUGAAUUAUGUCUAUGCCAAUAAAUUGACAUUUUACUUACUA
Molecule: messenger RNA, 6903 nt
Organism: Clupea harengus (Atlantic herring)
Lineage: Eukaryota; Metazoa; Chordata; Actinopteri; Clupeiformes; Clupeidae
Gene: pou6f1
Product: POU class 6 homeobox 1
Biological process (GO): regulation of transcription by RNA polymerase II
Molecular function (GO): DNA-binding transcription factor activity, RNA polymerase II-specific; RNA polymerase II cis-regulatory region sequence-specific DNA binding
Source: RefSeq, a predicted model, not a curated record